AUAUAUAAGCUAUACACUCCAUAGUUCAUACGUAUACCUCCUUCACUCUUCUCUGUUCUUCUGCACUCAGUUCACGUUUCUCCCUAAUAUACUCUGCUCUGCUUUAUUGGCGCCACUGCUCAGUUGAAGCUCCUCCCUUUUCGCUCUUCAGGGAAGAGCAAUGUCUGGAAAAGGAGGGAAAGGAAAAUCGCAGCCUAAUGGAGGAAAAUCUGCUCUCAAAACUUCAUCUGCAAAAGGGAAGGAUGAUAGCUCUGGAAAGACAAAGAGAGGAAGGAAAGUUCAAUUCGAUUCUGAUGAUUCACUGGAUGGGAGUUUCAUGAAAUCUAAUGGGAAAGCAGAUAAACCAGUUGGCGAAGGAGACAAGGUUGGAAAAAGUGGCAAAGGCCAAACUGCAAAAGCACCUACUCCUUUGGAGCUCAGGGUUGAGCAAGAAAUUUCUGGGAAUACUAAAUGCCUGCUGGAUUGUGAGGCUGCAGAAAUCUUACAAGGGAUCCAGGAGCAAAUGGUUGUACUCUCUGAAGAUCCAACCCUAAAAAUUCCUGUAUCGUUUGACAAGGGACUAAUGUAUGCACGAAGACACAAACUUUAUGAGAAUUCAAAGAUGGUUAAACAAGCACUCCAACCUUUGAAGGAGCGUGGUGUAUGUGAUGGCGAGAUGUGCUUGAUUGCCAACUUUCACCUUGAAUCUGUUGAUGAAGUUUUUGCACUUGUCCCAUCCUUGAAGGGCAAGAAAAAUAAGGUGGAAGAGCCUCUAAAAAAUGUGUUGGAGGAAUUAGCAAAGCUUAACAAGUCAUCAUAAGGCGUUUAGAAGGAAGUGAUGUUUGCGCUUGCUUCUUUUAAUAUACACAUAAAAUGGUUCAAAGAGUGAUCCAGUUAUGUCAUGGAUGAUCAUAGAAGAUAAUAAUGUGCAGGUAUGAAGAAGAAGAAGAAGGAUCCUGUUUUGUUAACCAUAUUAUGCAGACUCCAUUGCUGAGCAGCCCAGCCAGCAUAUAAUCUUUCCAUUUUGAAAGUGAUGUCUCAUGUCUGCCAAAUUUUAACUACUAGGACUAACCAUAUUCCAAUUUCCACUUACAAAUUUUCUUUUCAUUGUACAAAAUUUGCAUGUGGGAUUGAUACAUACAUAUUGCUAGUUUUGAUGAAUAUACACAUCAAGAUGUGCAUUUACCAAGUAUUAAUCCUACUUUUUGUCUUUCGGUUAUAGUGAAAAUUUUAAUUUUUGUUCA
Ipomoea triloba (trilobed morning glory) is the source of this 1223-nucleotide messenger RNA. Its product is annotated as DNA-directed RNA polymerases IV and V subunit 4-like. Gene Ontology annotation, molecular function: nucleotide binding. Lineage: Eukaryota; Viridiplantae; Streptophyta; Magnoliopsida; Solanales; Convolvulaceae. Bases 161 to 799 code for a protein of 212 amino acids. Gene Ontology annotation, biological process: DNA-templated transcription initiation. Gene Ontology annotation, cellular component: RNA polymerase complex. The transcript is spliced from 10 exons. The record is from RefSeq and is a predicted model, not a curated record.